Molecule: messenger RNA, 2242 nt
Organism: Medicago truncatula (barrel medic)
Lineage: Eukaryota; Viridiplantae; Streptophyta; Magnoliopsida; Fabales; Fabaceae
Product: pentatricopeptide repeat-containing protein At3g02650, mitochondrial
Exons: 4
Coding region: 36-1010 (324 amino acids)
Biological process (GO): RNA processing; mitochondrion organization
Cellular component (GO): mitochondrion
Molecular function (GO): protein binding; mRNA binding
Source: RefSeq, a predicted model, not a curated record
AAGCUCUUUUUAAGACAACAAGUUGCAGUGCUGAUAUGCUCCAGCAAGCCGCUUCUAUCUGUCAAAAGAUUGUGCUUCAUCCAGAAACCCUCCUUCCUGAUGAUGGUGAAAUAAUUGGUGUCUUGUUAGUUUGGUCUUCUAAAAAUAAUAUGAUUAAAGAAGCAUAUGCUAUCUAUCUGGCUGCAAAGGAGAAACGGAAAACAAAUCCAAACUGGUCGUUAGAUUUAGAUAUGUUGUUAUCUCGUACAAUGAUCAACAUACUUUGUUCAAAAAAAGAAACUGUAUAUUUGGCAUUGCAGAUGCUGAUUGAUUUUGAUAUCCUUGAGGAGGUCGAGCACUGGGAAGAAGGAUGGAAAAGCAGGAUGUGUAAUAUAGUUGUUAAUGCCUUGUGUCGGUUUGAAGAUUUCGAUGCAGCCAAGCAAUUGAUCUUUAAAAUGAUAGAAGAUGGUCCGCUACCAUAUCCUUCACAAUCUGUUUUCGAUAUAAUUAUUAGUGCCUGUGUUAAAGCUAGGGAAACCGGACGGGCUUUGGAGAUGGUGUUGCUAUUGGAAAGUAUAGGUUUAUACACUAGUAAUUUUCUUAGGAUUCAUUCUUCAGAUUCAUUUGGGAUGAAAGAGGCUGGAAAGAUCUUGGAAGAAGCCAGAAAGAAGGAUUCUAAGUUAAUCAUUGCUCUGCUGUACCAUUCACUCAUUGUUGGAUAUUGCAAGCUACAUAAUUUUGAUAAGGCUCUCAAGUUAUUGACUCAGAUGAAGAAUUUUGGUGUCUCCUGCACCAAUCUUGAUGAACUUCACAAGUUAAUCCACUCUCUUUGCUUGAAGGCUAUGGAUAGGAAAAUGACAAUAGUGCAGCUAGAGGAAAUGGAGCCUAUGGAUAGGGAAAUGGCAGAAAAUCAGCUAGCUGAAAUGAAUGAUAUGGAUAUGAAAAUGGCAUGGGAACAUCUAGAGGAAAUGUAUCUUAAUAUUAUGGCAUCUUUUGAUAGGAGAAUAGAAUAUCAAUGUAAAAGUUAUUGAGAGCAGAAGCAGGUUGUUACACUGUGGUAGUGACAAAACAGUCCCACAUUGCUUAAAGAUAUGGCAUGUGUAGUGUUUAUAAAGCUUGGGCACCCUCACCUUACAUAUUGCAGUGAUUGGAAGUUGAAGUUCAAUUGUUGAAGAUUUUUUUCUUUGAUUUUCUCAGAUGGCAUUUCUUUGCAAGUUGAAAAGAGUUUGUCCCUUUUCUUUUUCAUCCCCUAGAGGUUCUGCCUUUUGUUUUUCAACACCGGCCUAGAAUACCCCAUGGACGCCGCCAAACAUGCAACAGGAGGAAAAAAAAAUUCUAAACUUUGUUAGUUGGAGGAAUGCUGGAAUCCUUCAGCCAAUCCGUGACCAAAGACCAGAGACCAGGAGCCGACAACAAGUACCUCGUGGUUGGUAUCAGCAGAAACACGUUGACGUCCGGUUUCUACGCUUUUCCAGCCUUUUUGUGGCCAGAAAGAUGCAUCAACAGCUACAAUCGCGGGUUGCUUAGCAACCCUGCGCAUCAGAGCAGUGGCAUCAUACGCAUCUGGUUUCACCAGGCCGUAUCCUUGAAUACGAUAAAGCUUACGAAAUUGUAACUUCUCCAGACUUAUCCCUUUGGUGAUAAUACCUCCCUUGUAGGGAUACAACUCUUCUGUUGUUAUGCCGUAUUUUAGAAUCGCGUCCCACACUCUGUUUGAGUAGGUUCCGGAAAAGUGUGUAUUCUUUUCUGCAUUAUUGCCUCUUUUUUUCUCCCUUUCCUUGAUUAGGUAGACGGUUUCUAACACAUGUUGGACCGACAGAGUAGUUGAUAUUUUAGAGCCAAUUGUUAGCAGACUCCAUAGAACCCACAAUAGCAAAAACAGAGCAAGUAUAUGUUUUGAAAAUUAAAUACAAAUGAUAAGAUGUUUUAUGACUUUGUAAAUUAAAAUGGUUUGCAUAAAUAGAUACCUACUGGUCUCUGGUCUUUGGUCACGGAUUGGCUGAAGGAUUCCAGCAUUCCUCCAACUAACAAAGUUUGGAAUCUUUUUUUCCUCCUGUUGCAUGUUUGGCGUCCAUGGGGUAUUCCAGGCCGGUGUUGAAAGGCAGAACCUCUAGGGGAUGAAAAAGAAAAGGGACACACACACACUAAUUAUUUCAGUUAUAUUCUUAAACAAAUUUUCCUAUAACAAUGUUAUAUUGUUGGUGUCAUUGAAUGUGAUAAGAGUUUAUCUUAUAUUUGCAAUAUUGUUGUGUAAUUAGAAAAA